CUCCCUCCCUGGCACAGAGGCGCACGGAAGAGCCUGACGCGUGUGGCUUUCUUUGACACUCUGCACACUCCCGCUGGACCCACAUGGCCACUUACAAAGUCCAAAUCGUCACAGGCGAUGUUCCCUUAGCAAAUACAGUGAACUCAGUGGCCAUCACCCUGGUGGGAACCCAAGGAGAGAGCAGCCAGGAGUGGCUGAACCUUGGUAUCCACAAGAUAACCAACAAGAAGAUCAAGUGUGAUCAUGACCUGGGCCCCAUCGUGUUGGUCCACGUGCAGAAGCAGAGGCUCUAUCUCGAGGAUGCCUGGUUCUGCGACUUCAUCCAGGUGACGGGGCCGGCGGGGGAGAUCUACCGCUUCCCCUGCUACCAGUGGAUCGAGGGGAACACGACCCUGCACCUCAGGGAAGGGAAAGGGAAAAAGUAUUCAGAUGACACAAUUGAGUUUCUCAAAGAGCACCGGCGCCAAGAGCUGCAGAAGAAGCAGCAGAAUUACCAGUGGAAGGAAUAUGCCCCUGGCUGGCCCCGCUGUCUGAACGUGGGCAGUGUUGCAGAGCUGGACUCCAAUGCCAGGUUCUCCAGCAUCCGACUCACCUCCUUUACAGGGAUCCAGAAAUUUGAAAAGAUACGGUUAUCCCUGAAAGGAUUUCUGACCCAGGCACGCUCCUGGAAAAGCCUGGAAGAAAUCCGGACGAUGUUCUCCCGGGUCAACGGGCGAGAGAUCGUCCCAGAGUACGUGGCCGCCCACUGGAAAGAGGACACUUUCUUUGGGUACCAGUUUCUGAAUGGAGUCAACCCGGUGAUGAUCCAGAAAUGCACACAGUUGCCAGCCUACUUCCCUGUGACAGAGGAGAUGGUAGCUGGAGCCCUAGGGGCUGGCACCAGCCUGAAGAGGGAACUACAGGAAGGACACAUCUUCCUGGUGAACUACAAGGACCUAGAAGACAUUCCUACCCACACCAUCCAUGGGCGGCAGCAAUACAUUGCUGCCCCGCUGUGCCUGGUGCACCAGAACCAGGCUGGGGAGCUGCAGCCCAUCGCCAUCCAGCUGAGCCAGACUCCGGGCCCCAAGAGUCCCAUCUUCCUGCCCAGUGACUCCGAGUGGGACUGGAUCCUGGCCAAGACCUGGGUCCGGAACAGCGAGUUCUACAUCCACCAGAUCAUCACCCACCUGCUCAAGACCCAUCUCUUUGCCGAGGUGUUUUCCAUUGCCACCAUUCGGCAGCUGCCCAUGUGCCACCCCUUGUUCAAGCUCCUGCACCCUCACUACCGUUUCACGCUGCACAUCAACACCCUGGCCAGAAGCAUUCUCAUAAACCCAGAAGGCGUCAUCACCAAGGGCUCAGCAAGCUCUCACGAAGGGAUAGUGCUGCUGCUGAGCAAGACCUUGGAGCAGGUGACCUACGACUCUCUCUGCCUUCCUGAUAAUAUCCAGGCCCGAGGGGUCUCCUCCAUCCCCAACUACCUCUACAGAGACGAUGGGCUGAAGAUCUGGGAAGCUAUAAAAAGCUUUGUCUCUGGCAUUGUGGCAUUCUACUACCCGAGCGAUGACGUGGUGCAGGGCGACCCUGAGCUGCAGGCCUGGAUGAACGAGAUUUUCGUUAAUGGGUUCCUGUCCAGAGCGUCUUCUGGCAUCCCCUCCUCCCUGAGGACCGUCGCAGAGCUGUGUCGCUUCCUCACCAUGGUGAUCUUCACCUGCUCAGCCCAGCACGCAUCUGUCAACAACGGGCAGUAUGACAUCGGUGCCUGGGUUCCCAACUACCCCUCAAGCAUGCGGCACCCUCCGCCUGAGGACAAAGGUAGGACCUCGCAGCAGCACUUCCUGGACUGCAUCCCCGAGGUGGACACCUCGGCCACCAUCCAGUCAGCCUUGCUGCUGCUGAGCAGCCGCGUUAAGGACAUGAGGCUCCUGGGCGACUACCGUGAGGAGCACUUCACAGAGCAGGAGCCGAAGCGGCUCAUCAGGGCCUUCCAGCGGGACCUGAGGGAGAUUGCAGAUGACAUCGAGUUGAGGAACCAGAUGGUCGAGCUGCCGUACAACUACAUGAACCCCCAGGAGAUGGAGAACAGCAUCUCCAUCUGACCCAGCCAGGGCCCAGCACCCUGGCCCACCAGAGUCCCAGCCCCGAGGUCCCAUCAGUGACCUCCCAUCUAGCUCCCCAUGGGGAGCAGGGCAUGACUUCCUACCCCCUGCUUCCCAUCACUAACCCCCAAUUUCCCCAGUAGUCCCAGUGCCUUCAUUGCUUAGCCCAGGCUUCUGCAUUGGUGCCCAAGCACCCUUGGUGUGGCUCUGAUCUGCCCCAGUUCUCUCGCUGGGCUCAGGGCAGCCUCUCACCGGUGGACUUGCCUGCUCUCAUCAAUACAACACUCCCUUCUGCUGUCCAGUCUCCUACCUGUGGAGGUACCUGUGUCCCAGUUACACACCAAUCCUCUUGCCAGGUACUAAUCCAUGCCUGGCACUUCCACAAGACUUUUUAACCUCCACUUUUCACUCUGUCUCUCUUCCCAUCAGAGGCAGAAACCUUGAUCACUGAUGACCAGCAGCCAGGUGCUCACCUGGAGCCUUGGUCUGCCAUGAACCUCUUUCAGGGAAUACCCCUCACUGGUCCAGUGUCCCAUGACAUUGCUCAUCACAUCAGGCCGUGGGUGGUCUCUUGAUCUCCAUUCUCUUGUCGUGCCUUUCCCCUGCAUCUUGGGGCCAGAAGAAUCCUACAGCCUGCUGGAGAUCACUUAGAGCAUCUUCCUCAGCUGGGCACAGUCAUCCUCAUGAGGUCCCUGCUGGAAGCUGGCAGUGCCCCAUGUCCACAAGAAGUCCCCUUUCCCCCUCUCAAGAUCCUUUUCAGCCUCAUGUAUGCAUCUCAUCCCCUUGCCCAUCCAUCCUGCAAAGGCUUCUGUCCUGAUACAUUUGCCCCACACAGCCCUUUGGCUCAAAGCGUGGCCCAGUCCUUCCCCAGCCCAAUCUGCACCUGAGGAGAGAAGGUCUCAGGGCAGACCAAGAGGCAAGGACCCAGGGCAGACAGGGAGAAGGUCCCAGGAUGGACAGAGAAAAGGAAAGGUCCCAGCAAGGACAGAGUAAGGUCUGAGUGAGGACAGAGAGACCUGGAGUGGCACACUAAAGACUUCGUUUUGAAGCAGUCUGGUGUGCUUUCGGAGAGGUGGCGGUGCUAUGGAUCACUGGGGAAGCCAAGGAUUGAGAAGAGCCGGGGUCUCAAUCCAGAGGCUGCCCCUUGUGAAGCUGUGCUGGGGCUGGCUGCAGGGGGGUCCUCUCGGGAGAGGGAGACCGAAUAUGGCUGCUUCCUGGGGGGUCGCUAGGAAGAGCUUUUCUGUCCUCUGAAUAGGGGCAGACUGAUCCUUCCUUCCUUUUCUGUGAUGCAGAGCAAUGAGGCCAGUAGGACAGACUGUGCAGGGCAGUGGUAGUAUCACCGGUACUGGAGGUUUUCAAGACGCGGCUGGAUAAGCAUUGGAGAAAAAGGGCAUGAAAAUCAGACUCCUGCAUUCAUGCAGGUGCUGUGCCAGAUGGCCAUUGCUAGCCUUUAUCUGUAUGAAAAAAAUUCUUGGAGCAUAACAUUGCAAUCAAAGCUAUGCAGCAGGGUCCAGCACUGGCAUCUGACCGCAGCGAUUGCAGUCUCUCACUCAGUGAAGUGUCACUUAAUGCUGAAGUUCUGCACACUCGCACCCACGUAUAUCCCCAUCCUUCUCCUGCUUGCGUCUCACCGUAAUUGUUUCCUUAUACCCUGUAUAACCUCCAGUCUUCAGAUUCUUCCAUUCUCGGGGCCAUGCUCCCGAACCACUCUAGUUUUUUUCACUUUGAUGUACAACAAUUGCUUAUAACAGGCCACACCAAAUCUCUUGCCUUUUCCCAUGAGCUUAAACCUGCUUGUCAAGUAUAGUUGUUCCUUUAUUUCCGUGUGAAUGACAAGAAAACCAUGAGCCAAAUCAAUGCUGUCCCCUCCCAUGAUUUAUAAUCAGGUCCCUUGAGGUCCCCAUGUUCCUACUCUGGGAAGUCUUUAAAAAAGGAGUUGUCAAAAGUUUUGAUGGUUCCUUCCAAACCUGUUGCACCCAGGGCAGCCAGCGCCCCAAGGUUUCUGUAUCUCCUGGACAUGACUCCAUCUGUGGAGAAACUCUCUUGUCCUUAGGAUGCAUUCUUUCCUGCAUCUUUGACUGCUGAUUUCCCAUGUCUUCUUCACCGUGCCUUUUCUUUGUAGCAAUUGGGUAGCUGGCCUGAUCUGAGGGUUGCAAAGCUUUAGACCAAAGCCUCUGGUCCAGAUGGCCUGGGACCUGCACAACUUCAUUUAUUUGGUGCUCCAGCACCUUCUGCUAGCAUCCUUCCCGUGUCCCAUGUCAAAUACCUGCCCAUAUUAGCCAGAAGCUUCUGCAUUGCUUUGCCCCUCCACAUAGCACCUCUUAUUGUCCCUCACCUUCCCGAGCGGAGCCCGCUAAAGGAGCAGCCUCUUCCGUUCCCCUUCCCUGACCCUUCCACUUGUAUGGAGAAGGCUUGAAUAUA
Molecule: messenger RNA, 4502 nt
Organism: Alligator sinensis (Chinese alligator)
Lineage: Eukaryota; Metazoa; Chordata; Crocodylia; Alligatoridae
Product: hydroperoxide isomerase ALOXE3-like
Exons: 14
Coding region: 84-2081 (665 amino acids)
Biological process (GO): linoleic acid metabolic process; lipid oxidation
Molecular function (GO): protein binding; oxidoreductase activity, acting on single donors with incorporation of molecular oxygen, incorporation of two atoms of oxygen; iron ion binding
Source: RefSeq, a predicted model, not a curated record